This is a messenger RNA of Lodderomyces oxycetoniae, 2037 nucleotides long. RefSeq names its product FTH2. The record is from RefSeq and is a predicted model, not a curated record. The transcript is spliced from 2 exons. Gene Ontology annotation, cellular component: plasma membrane; fungal-type vacuole membrane; high-affinity iron permease complex. Gene Ontology annotation, molecular function: ferrous iron transmembrane transporter activity. Lineage: Eukaryota; Fungi; Ascomycota; Pichiomycetes; Serinales; Debaryomycetaceae. The coding region runs from base 1 to 2037 and encodes 678 amino acids. Gene Ontology annotation, biological process: intracellular sterol transport; iron ion transmembrane transport.
AUGGUCUCCUUAACCAAGCUUGCUACUUUUGCGAUUGCUGCGUCUGCACAAGUUGAGUGCUUAUCGUUACUAGACAGAUACAUUGAUCGUGCAUUGUUAGUAUUUACCCACAAAUCGGAACCAGGACUUUCGCAAUUUUUCAAGCCCAACUAUCCUUUGAUUCAGCUGAUUGCACACUCUGAUCAGGACACCAAGCCCGUUUUUGGUGACUCUCCGAUUGAAAUUUGUGAUAUUAAAGAAGCGCAAUUAUUAACUCUUGAUGAAGUAAUAAUUACACCAAACCCACCUGAAGCUGGUGCAAAUCUUACAUUCACUGCAACAGGGACAAUAGACAAAACCAUUACAGACGGCGCUUAUGUCGAAGUCGAUGUGCGUUACGGAUUCAUCAAGUUGAUUCACCAGACGUAUGACUUAUGUAAAGAGAUCACUAAAGUUGAUUUAAAAUGUCCCGUGAAUCAAGGAAAACAAGUCAUUUCUAAAACAAUCGAAAUUCCUCAAGAAGUACCACCUGGAAGGUAUUUCGUGACUGCUAGAGCUUAUACUAAAGACGAUGAGUAUAUCACUUGCUUAACUGCAACAGUAGUCUUUCCAGCAAUAUUUUUUAUAAUCCUACGAGAAACGCUUGAAACGGCGAUUAUAAUUUCGGUUCUUUUAUCAUUUAUAAAUCAAAGGUCGCAUAAACCAAAUGAUGCAGUACCACCAACACAGCAGCAGCAACAUGGCACAAGCUCGCAACAAGUCGAGUCUGCUUUACUGUCCAAAGCUGUGCGAUUAACUCAAGUGCAAAGAAAAUUGAAACUACAAGUAUGGGUAGGUGCAUUUUCAGGACUUGUCAUUUGUUUCAUUAUUGGGUUGAUUUUUAUUUUGUCCUUUUAUUUCAUUGGUAAAGAUUACUGGUCGUAUACAGAAAGGGUAUGGGAAGGAGUGUUUUCUAUCUUGUCUAGUGCUAUAAUCACCGUGAUGGGUAUUGGGUUAUUAAGGAUAAAUAAAGUGAUGAAGUUGAAAUGGUGGAUCAAAUUGGGUGACGCGUAUAAUGGCAACGAUUUAGAUGAGGAAGGAGAAGAAGAAAUCGCUAAAUGGGGCGAUGAUAAUGGCGAUAGCAAUGUCACGCUGGUUGCAGAUGAGAGAGUUGUUAGCACUGAAGAUGCAGGGGCAGUGGCUAAUUAUGGAGGUACAAGAUCAAGUUCUGAAUCUGAAACUAUUCCAUUGACUUUGGGGGCAGCAGCGGCAGCGGAUAAUACCAUUACAACACCAACACCAACAACAACAACAACAACUACUACGAAUAAGUCGCUACCAUCUUCGGGUACUAUGAAACCACGUAAAAAACAGGGCUUUAGUAGGAAGUAUUUCUUGGCUAUAUUACCACUCGUCACCACACUCAGAGAAGGAUUAGAAUCAGUAGUGUUCAUUGGAGGCAUAGGCUUAUCGCAACCACUAACAUCGAUUCCGUUGUCUAUUAUAUGUGGUAUAACAUUCGGAUCUCUGAUUGGGUACCUACUAUAUAAAGGAGGCAAUAAAUUGUCUUUACAGUACUUUCUUAUUUGCUCAACAUGUUUUUUGUACAUUGUUAGUGCAGGGUUGAUGAGUCGUGGAGUGUGGUUUUUGGAAUUAGAAUCAUAUGUUCGCAAGUGCAAUGGACUAGAUGUAAGCGAGACCGGGAGUGGUCCAGGGUCAUAUGAUAUUGUCAAAAGUGUAUGGCAUGUGAAUUGUUGUAAUGGAUUAACUGAUGGUUGGUGGAUGGUUUUGAACGCUAUAUUUGGAUGGACCAAUUCUGCCACCUAUGGUAGCGUUAUUACUUAUUGCAGCUAUUGGUUAGCUGUGAUCAUAUGGUUGAAGGUGAAACUAUAUGAGGAAAGACAUGGUUUGUUACCUUGGAUUCCUGUAAGAUGGCAAAUUAAAAGAAUAAGGAAAAAAAUUAGAUUAUUUGAGUUGAAAAAUAGUCAAAGUCUACAAGUGUUGGAGAAUGGAAAUCAAAACAGAGCGGAGGAUAUCGAGGCUGAGGCUGAGGCCCAGGGUUUGCUAGAGGGAAUAUAG